CCACACAUAAUACACCACUCCACUCACCUUCACCUUCACCUAGCUUAUCAAAGCAAAAAGAGAUAUUCAUAUACACACACUACCCAUGUGACCUUAUUUUCUUCCCUUUUUUCUUCAUUUUUUUCUCUUUUCAUUUUAUUUUUAAUUUAGAAAAAACACCCACCUUCUUAAAUUCCUUGCUGUUUACAGUUAAGUCAUGUCCCUACUUGUACAAAACUAGUUCAUGCUUUGCUUCCUUAUUCCUCAAUACACUACAAAUGCUCUUCAAUGUGAUAAGGGUCCAUCUUUUUCUGAUAAAUAUUUAAAACCCAACCACAAAAUCCAGUUUUUUCUUACCCAGAAAUUUUAAAAAGCAGAUAAUUUAAUGCUGGAUUAAUUACAAAAAUUGAUAUUAUUUGAUGGUGAUGAUGCAUAGCACGAGUGCCAGCCCAGUUGAUCUACCCAGAAAUCAUAUUCAUCAUCAUUAUCAGAUCAUGUCUCAAAAUCAAGAUGGAAAUCAAAAUCAAGAUCAACAAUCUAUCAUCAUCAACUCCACCUGUCCAAUUAGCUGGAAGCUUUACCAAAAUCCCUUUUUCACUCCUACUAAUACCAUUACUAAUUAUAGUAGUAAUCAUUAUAACAAUGAUAGUAAUAGUAGUAAUCCUCUGAAACUCAAACACAAGCAACUUCAGAGGAAGUACAGUACUACUGCUAAGUACCUUCAUCAUCCAUUAGAUUUCAGGAUGAAUAGUAAUGUUGUUGCAGAACUCAAGGCAGAGUUGGACAAGGAGAGGAAACUGAGGAAGAAGAUGGAAAGUUUGAACAAGAAGCUAACUAAAGAGCUUGUUGAUCUUCAUCAAGGUGUACCCGGAAACAAGAUAGAUAAACCGUGUGUAUGCGAAGAGUUAACAAAAGAGGUAUCCAGGUUGAAGGAGGAAAUAGAGAAGAUGAAGAUUGAGAUGGAUGAAGAGAGAAGAAUGUUGAGAAUGGCUGAAGUUUUAAGAGAAGAAAGAGUACAGAUGAAGCUUGCUGAUGCUCAUUUGUUUUACCAUCAGGAGUUUCUGAAACAGUUUUUACUGCAACAACAGAAAAACUCGGCAUCAUCAUCUUCAACCUCGGCCUCUUCUUUUGCUAGAAAAGUUAAGAAUGGUAGUGUACAGAGAAAGGCGGCAGUGUCACCGGAAGCUGAGAAUCCGCAUAUUAAGCAAGGGAUUAAAGGAUUUGUGGAGUUUCAGAGAGCGAUUAAGGCGAGAAAUAAUGGGAUUAAUGUUAAUACUACUGCUAAUUGUCAUUCUAGUUAUUAUAAUAAUAAGGUGGAAUGUCAGAAAGCACAGCUUAGAGUAUUGUUCAAGCAUAAGUGUUCUCUUCCAUAUUCUCAUCACCAUGAUCAUCUUAUUCUCAGUUAAAUUCAUGGGCAUAGUUAAAGAAAAAAGAUGAUUUGAAAUCAGUCUUUUUCUUUUUAAUUCUUUUGAUGAUUUUGAGGAUAAUGUAUUAUUUAUCAAUGUAAUUUUGUUAUGGGAGUAAUAAAGUGAUGGAGUAUAUAAAAUGUGGUAAGUUUUGCCCUUUUUAAAGAUUGGGUUUUUGGAGUUGAAA
Messenger RNA from Spinacia oleracea (spinach), 1572 nucleotides. RefSeq names its product protein BRANCHLESS TRICHOME. The record is from RefSeq and is a predicted model, not a curated record. The transcript has a single exon. Bases 399 to 1385 code for a protein of 328 amino acids. NCBI's taxonomy places the organism in Eukaryota, Viridiplantae, Streptophyta, Magnoliopsida, Caryophyllales, Amaranthaceae.